Messenger RNA from Hibiscus syriacus, 1332 nucleotides. RefSeq names its product glycerol-3-phosphate acyltransferase 9-like. Gene Ontology annotation, cellular component: endoplasmic reticulum. The coding region runs from base 41 to 1171 and encodes 376 amino acids. Lineage: Eukaryota; Viridiplantae; Streptophyta; Magnoliopsida; Malvales; Malvaceae. Gene Ontology annotation, molecular function: glycerol-3-phosphate O-acyltransferase activity. The record is from RefSeq and is a predicted model, not a curated record. Gene Ontology annotation, biological process: triglyceride biosynthetic process. The transcript is spliced from 12 exons.
UUAUCGACAGCCAGCAAAAGCAAACGAAAGGGGAAGAAGCAUGAGCGGCAGUCAAGAGAAGCUAAAACCAUCAAGCUCCGAAUUGGAUUUGGAUCGACCCAAUAUCGAAGAUUAUCUCCCUUCUGGCGCCUCCAUUCAAGAACCCCAUGGCAAGCUUCGCCUAAGCGAUGUGCUUGACAUUUCUCCCAUCUUAACUGAAGCUGCUGGUGCAAUUGUUGAUGAUUCAUUCACGCGGUGUUUUAAGUCGAAUCCUCCGGAGCCGUGGAACUGGAAUGUGUAUUUGUUUCCUCUCUGGUGUUUCGGUGUGGUAUUUCGGUACUUGAUUUUGUUCCCUGCAAGGGCUAUAGUUUUGACAAUAGGAUGGAUAAUAUUUCUGUCGUGCUUCAUUCCUGUUCACUUUCUUCUCGAAGGGAACGAUGCCUUGCGGAAAAAGUUGGAGAGGGUUUUGGUGGAGCUAAUCUGCAGCUUCUUUGUUGCUUCCUGGACUGGAGUGGUCAAGUACCAUGGACCACGGCCUAGCAUGCGGCCCAAGCAGGUGUUUGUGGCCAAUCAUACUUCUAUGAUUGAUUUCAUCAUAUUAGAACAGAUGACUGCAUUUGCUGUCAUUAUGCAGAAGCACCCUGGAUGGGUUGGGCUGCUACAGAGCACUAUUUUAGAGAGUGUAGGGUGUAUUUGGUUUAACCGUUCAGAGGCCAAAGAUCGUGAAAUUGUAGCUAAGAAGUUAAGGGAUCAUAGUCAGGGGGCUGACAACAACCCUCUUCUCAUAUUUCCUGAAGGGACGUGUGUAAACAAUCAAUACAGUGUUAUGUUCAAGAAGGGUGCGUUCGAACUUGGUUGCACAGUUUGCCCGAUUGCAAUAAAGUACAAUAAAAUUUUUGUUGAUGCCUUUUGGAAUAGCCGGAAGCAGUCCUUCACAAUACAUUUGUUGCAGCUUAUGACAUCCUGGGCUGUUGUUUGCGAUGUUUGGUACCUAGAGCCCCAAAAUCUAAGGCCCGGAGAAACGCCCAUUGAGUUUGCGGAGAGGGUCCGAGACAUAAUAUCUGUUCGAGCAGGUCUCAAAAAGGUUCCAUGGGAUGGAUAUCUGAAGUAUUCUCUCCCAAGCCCCAAGCAUAGAGAGCGGAAACAACAAAGCUUUGCUGAAUCUGUUCUUCGGCGACUGGAAGAGAAGUGAUUAUCAUAAUGUACAUUUUGUUCGGUUAAUGUAUGGAUUGCUCAUUUGAUCUUUGGUCCAGGUUGUUGAUAGGUCAAAGAUAUUACUGUCUCCUUGUUAGUGUAAGCAUGAAGAAUGUAACAUUGGAAUAAGAUAAAUAUGAGUUUAAACGCUUUCGAACC